Messenger RNA from Diachasma alloeum, 5334 nucleotides. It is a transcript of the gene bsk, whose product is annotated as stress-activated protein kinase JNK. The transcript has 10 exons. Gene Ontology annotation, molecular function: JUN kinase activity; ATP binding. The record is from RefSeq and is a predicted model, not a curated record. NCBI's taxonomy places the organism in Eukaryota, Metazoa, Arthropoda, Insecta, Hymenoptera, Braconidae. The coding region runs from base 920 to 2095 and encodes 391 amino acids. Gene Ontology annotation, cellular component: nucleus; cytoplasm. Gene Ontology annotation, biological process: protein phosphorylation; JNK cascade.
GACACGCGUCGCGCCGGAAAUCGGUUGAUCCAGGACUAAAGCGUUUCCCUGAUCGUGAUAACUCAAUGUGAAGUAGAUAAGAACGUUAAACACUGAUAAUUCAACUCCGUUCAUUCAUCUAUCCAAUUAAUCUCCUAAUGAAAAGUCCACCUAGUGCAAUCCACGUGUCUUCCACUCCGUUUUAUCCAGCACCCAGAAAAUAUAAAAAUACCAAUUUCUAACGGUUCGAUUGAAUGAAAUAAAUUGUGAAAUUUGUGGUGAAAGAUUAUUUUUGGAAGAAAUGAUAUAAGAAUUUUUUAGAGACCAUUUUUGACGAGUUUUUUAACUGUUUACCCUCCUAACAUUCCUCGGCGAGAAUUUUUGCACAUGUGGAGUGUCCGAAAGUUUAUUUAGCACACGUAUUCCCUCCAGUGACACACCGAUGCCUUCCCCACCCCUAGAUACACCCCAGCAGAUAAUUAAUACCUAAAGUGCUCCAAGUGAUUUUAAUAUUAAAAUUAAAAAAAAAAACAACUCCCGGAGAUGGUCUGAGGCGUGGUCUGACGACACUCGGUAUUUUCUACUCACCCGUCAUCCCACCUAAGAUUCGCUCGAGGAAUCGUCAGGGAUUCGGGGGGAUUUUCGUGAUGGUCAACAUGGCUGUGAAUUUAUGACAAUUCCAGCAAUCAGGGUAACUCACAAGUGCUCACUAAUCCCCACUUAGGUUGACCCCAAGUGAGCUGGAGCAAAAGAGCAUUGAAGAAGUACAAGCUCGAGGAAAAAUAACUCGGGAAUUGAGUUGAUUCCGCUGUUUUUAGAAUUAAAUCAGUGAAGCCUCAAAGUGGCUAAAAGCGUAAGUCCACUUCGUAGCUGCCACCAGGAGUUGGCCUCCAGUUUGGAGUCACAGGUGGAGGCUGAGGAUAAGCGUGGACCGAGGCGCAUGCCUUACCUCGGGCCUGACAUGACAACCCGGCUGUCCGCCAUGUUUUACACGGUCGAGGUCGGGGACACAAAGUUCACCAUCCUCAAGCGAUACCAGAAUCUCAAGCCCAUUGGCUCUGGCGCACAGGGAAUUGUCUGCGCUGCCUAUGACACUGUUACUGCACAAAAUGUCGCCAUCAAGAAGCUCUCCAGGCCAUUUCAAAACGUUACGCACGCCAAAAGGGCGUACAGGGAAUUCAAACUCAUGAAACUUGUGAAUCAUAAAAAUAUAAUCGGUCUGUUAAAUGCAUUUACUCCCCAACGAUCCCUCGACGAGUUUCAAGACGUCUAUUUGGUGAUGGAGCUGAUGGACGCCAAUCUGUGCCAAGUCAUUCAAAUGGACCUCGACCACGAGCGCAUGUCCUAUCUCCUGUAUCAGAUGCUCUGCGGCAUAAAGCAUCUCCAUUCAGCCGGCAUCAUUCAUAGAGACUUGAAGCCAAGUAAUAUCGUCGUCAAGUCGGACUGCACUCUCAAGAUAUUGGAUUUCGGCUUGGCAAGGACCGCUGGUACGACAUUUAUGAUGACCCCGUACGUUGUCACACGCUAUUACAGAGCACCUGAGGUCAUUCUUGGUAUGGGAUACAAGGAGAAUGUAGACAUUUGGUCAGUCGGAUGUAUAAUGGGCGAGAUGAUAAGGGGUGGAGUACUCUUUCCUGGUACUGAUCAUAUUGAUCAGUGGAAUAAAAUUAUCGAACAACUUGGAACACCAGCACAAGAAUUCAUGCAACGAUUGCAGCCAACAGUACGAAACUACGUGGAAAAUAGGCCUCGAUACAUGGGUUAUCCCUUCGAGAGGCUAUUCCCGGAUAUUCUCUUUCCCACAGACUCCUCGGAGCACAAUAGACUGAAAGCGAGUCAAGCGAGGGAUUUACUGUCGCGCAUGCUGGUGAUCGAUCCUGAACGACGUAUCUCGGUCGAUGAUGCCUUGCUGCAUAAUUAUAUCAAUGUGUGGUACGACGAGGGCGAAGUUAAUGCUCCUGCACCAGGCCCCUACGAUCACAGUGUGGACGAACGAGAGCACACAGUGGAUCAAUGGAAGGAAUUAAUUUAUCAAGAGGUCAUGGAGUAUGAGACAAGCCAUAAUCCAUCAGCAACACCCCAGUCAUCAGUCGAUACUGUUGCUGGAUCACGGUAGACACGCCGGAUGUGUCAAAUGUUACGUUUCCUGGAAGAAACGAAAUAUUGUUCCCAAAAAUUUCACUCUAAUUACUAAUUGAAAUCUUAUUCCGCCCGAAUUUGUUUUUCUUUUGUAAUCUAGAAAAAAAAAUCGAGAGGUCGAGCAACAAAAAACAAAUUCAUGUUUUAGAGUAUUUGUUUUUUCUGGAGUUUGAUUGUACACAUUUUUAUCCUAUUUUGAGAGCUUUUCAUGGGAAUUGCAUGGCCCGUAUGUCUCCUUUAUGCCUGGCAAACACGAGCACAUCAUUCACAGUGUUUUUUUACCCCUUUUUGCCUCUAUUUUCAUAUCGUUAUGGGAGUAGUCCACUUGGGGACGAUUUAUUGUCACUGGAUUUAUUGUUGCUCGAAUAUUUCGGACAAUCAUGCUUCACCAUUCAAAAAUAGUUAAAAUUUUAGAGUUUUGAAUGAGGAAUUGGCAGUCGACUGGAAAAAAUAGUUGGAAAUUGAAUGAGUUAAUUUCAUUUUCGAGAACAGCAGUUCAGUUUUUUUGAAAGAGUGAAAUUCAAUGGUUUUUCUUCAUUCUCAAGACAUUUUUUCAAGUGAAAAAUGAUACGAAUUUUUUUUUUCCUCCAAAAUGAAAUCAACUAAUUCUGUUUCAAUCUCUUCACUUCUGUGUUGCUCGACAAAGCGGUUCGAUAAUUACCAAUUUCCUUUCCACAAAUAAUUUAUUGCGACUGCCCCAAGAAUGUACAGUGCAGAGAGAACAAAUCGAUUUGGAUAAAGUGGAGAAUUAAUGAAAUUAUCGUUGUGAAUUUUUUUAAAUUGAAUUGAUCUAAGUUUCAAGGGCCCACCAGUGGCCCAUUGUACAUUUAGUCUGUCAUGAAUAAAUUCUAUUUGUUAUAGAUUGAAAAAUGUAGCUAAGAGUGAAAAAAAUAACUGGCGAUUGUGUCGAGUAUUCAAAUAAAUGAAAAUUCUUGUGACACAUCGAGGAGGUGAAUUCGUGCAAAUUGUAAUUUGUAAAACCGUUGAAUUUUUAUUUUCCACUGAAAUGAAUAGUUAUGUGAAUAUAUUGCUACAGUCCGAUCCAAAUAAUCAAGCUUUUGUAAUACUAAUUAUAAUAAAGUAAUAAUAUGGCUAAUUGAGUAUAUAAAUAUUAAAUGAAAUAAUUAUUGAUAAUUGCAUUGCACACGAGGUUUAAACUAGUUUGUUUGUAUGGAUGUGUGUGUGUGCGAAGUGAGAGGGAGAGAGUGCGAAAUUUGUCUGAAGAAUUUUGAGAAUUUUAUGAGGUUCGAAUAAGUAAGCCUGGGAAUUUUAUGAUUUUUUUUAUGGACUUUGGUUUUAUGGAAAUGUCGCUUGAUAUUCGUGUGCUCCAACACUUGAUCCACUCAAUGGACAGGGUAUAGACAAAAUAAAACAGUUGAAUUUGUACUUCUUCAUAUCGAUGAAAUUCACCCGAUGUCCAAAAAUAUGAAUAUUACUGUAUGUUAAUUUAUUAUGUAAUUGUGGGGAAUGAGGAAUUUAUUUUUUUUGCCACUAGCAAUAAUUAUCGAACUAUUUUUGUGGAAUGGCUUGUUUGAAUUGAAUUCCUGGAUUAUUGAGAACUAGGAGAUAAUGAUGAAAUUUUAUGUUUGUAAUCUUUUUCUUUUGUUAUAACUUCAUUCUAAUAAUAUUCUUUCUCUGAAAUAUUUUCUAAAGAUUUUUUACUUCUGCCUUUUUUAAUAAUGUUUCAAUGGUGAUAAUGAUCGUGAUUCGAGAUGGAUAGUUGAAUGACACAAAUUAUACAUUUAUAAAUACAUCACGGAGGGGUGAAUACAGAAUAAAGCAGAAUAGAAUUUAAGAGUGAACUGACGGUUCAUACGAUAAUUGGCUAAAUUAAUGAAAAAAUUAUUCAUUAGGAAAAUACACACGAAAUGGAUUACGAAAAAAUAAACAGAUGUCAAGGGGUAAAUCGUAAUGGGAGAUUGUUCACAUUAGCAGAGUGCAUUGCAUGAUUCUAGACGAAAAUGUCGAGAGAUAUUUUUUGCAGCUGAGAAAAGUCUCUAUAAAAAAAAGUCUCUUGAAAUUUUCUCUCACCACUCAUUCCCAGGAUAACUCUCCACUCAACAAAACGUGAAAAAUCAGCUCUUCACGUUUCACCACCUCUCUCCUGUAGUAAUAAUUCCCUGGCCCUUAAAAGAUUCCCCAAAGGACUCCUCUAGCAUCCCCCGAAGUCCAUUUCGAGUGCAAAUUAACAACCAGAGGAAUGCCUGUCUCAAAUCGAAAAUUAAAAAACCCAAAAAAAAAUUCAAUAAUUGAGCAAGAACCCAACAGAACACCCUAAUUCUGCUUUUUAGACGUAGAACUAGCCUAGACCCGCGAUUAUUUUUUACGUACUCUAGAAAGUUGAGCGUCAAGCGAGUGAAACAACUGUUUAAUUAAACAAAAAAAAAACUCGAAACGAAAGGUAAAAAAAAUCUAAGAGACUUCGCAGUGCCUCUUGAUCUCGGAGGUAAUGGGCUGCGCAUUGUACAGCUUUUUCUUCAUUGUUCUCACUGGGGCAUUAAAAAAGCCAAAAAGAAGAGGAACGAGUCGCUGGCGCUGACUCGUGUUCGUUUUUUUCUACGUUUUCCAAAAAAAGAAAAUACAAAAAAAAAAUGAUGAGAAGGCAAACACGGGACAUUAUGAUAAGUCUCUUCUUUUCGUGCAUGUGUGUGGGUGUAUGUGCGUGUGAUGAAGGGGAAAAAGAAUAUUCGUAAAAGAGCAUGAGAAUGGAUGGAAAAAUGCUCAGAGAAAAAGAAUUUCUGAAGAGACAGAAUAAUAUGAAAGAAAAAAAAAAUGCGAAUGAAGUAGAUAGACACUUAGCCGAUGUGUAAUAGUUGCAACUAGAGCUAGUAGCCGAUAAACACAAGAAAAAUGAGAGAAAAAAAAUAAAAUAAACAACAGCAAACAAAUAAUAAAAUAAAUAAAUAAUGGAAGAAAACAUGUAGUCGAUUUUAGCAGUGCAAGUAGAUGAAGUUAGUUCGGUAGUUGAGAUGAGAAAAAUUGCGCAGUGUAAUCAUAAUUUAUUAUAAAUAUUAUCGCAAUUAACGUUUAAUUAAACAUUAUGUUACCUCUUCUGUAAAUAAAGUACGAUAAUAAUUAUUAUAAUUAUUAUAGGGCUAAGGGGAAUGUGUAAGGAGACAUUGGGGUGAGGAUGGAGUUGACGUUUUGAAUUUUCUGUGGAGGGGGGAAAAUUAAUAAAACAUGGAAUGCAAUAAACCCGUGUGUGAAUCGAUUCAA